AUGUCGGCCAGUAUCAAGGCGAUCGAUACCACCUCGGUCCACCGGAUCCAUUCUGGUCAGGUCGUCCUCGACCUCCAGAGCUGUUUGAAGGAGCUGGUAGAGAAUGCCCUUGAUGCGGGCGCUACCAGCAUAGAUGUCCGGAUCAAAGACUACGGGACGACCUCUAUUGAAGUGGUGGAUAAUGGCAGUGGGAUUGCUGAGUCCGACUGGCCAUAUAUCGGCCUCAAGCACCAUACCUCGAAGCUACCGGAGCUGGCGCUCUUGCCAUCGGUUGACACCUUCGGAUUCCGGGGCGAGGCACUCUCGGCGCUGUGUGCGCUAUGCGAGAGCGUGACUGUUGUGACUAGCACCAAGGAGACGGAGCCUAUGGGGGCGGUCAUCCAGCUAGGGAGGGAUGGACGGGUGAUGGAUCACACGGCGAGAGUGGCUAAGCCUAGAGGAACGACUGUCACACUGUCCGGUCUCUUCGUACCCCUCCCGGUCCGGCGCAAAGAGUUCGAGCGAAACGCCAAGAAAGAGCUCACAAAGGCUCUGAGCCUGCUCACGGCGUACGCCCUCAUCCCCGCCUCCUCUACCCCCGAUACUCCGGGCGUCAGACUCAAAGUCGACGGGAUCACCACCAAGCGCGCCAAUCUGCUAUCGAACGACGGCCGAGGCGAUCUACGUACCAACGUCCAGGCUGUGUGGGGCAGUAAAGCUCUCGACGGGGUCACCGAAGUGGAUAUCGCGCUGGACGUGACGAUAGACCGGAUGGCGAGGCGGGAGGGGGACGAGGCGGCCAGUCAGACUGUACAGGUCAAAGGGUUGCUCUCGUCCGCUGCAUGGGGACAGGGCCGGAACGCGGCGGACAGGCAGUUCUUCUAUGUCAAUGGGAGACCGGCGGACCUCAAGUCGAUCCAGAAGGUGGUCAAUGAGGUGUACAAGUCAUUCAACACCAACCAGGUUCCACUGGCUAUUCUCGACUUCAUCAUCCCGAGAGAAUCGGUCGAUAUCAAUGUCUCGCCCGAUAAGCGCACAAUCAUGCUGCACUCGGAAUCCAACCUUCUUUCGGCGCUCCGGAUCGGUCUUGAGUCGUACUUUGCACCAUCGCGGUCGACGUUUGCCAUUGAGGGCGCAACACAGUCGGGCAAAGCGGCCAAACCAACGCAAGGCAGGCUGGUGUUGCCGUCGGCGAGCACGGCGACGCUUGUCGCUCCGGAAGCGCCAGAGGAGGAGGAGCUCUCGGAGGAGGAACCUGAGCCCGAAGCGGAAUCGCCCAGCCCGCCACCUAGGGCAUCACGCCCGGGACCGUCCCGGACUCGCGAGCGAGGACAACAAGACGACAUCAACGAUCCCCCUUCUCAGCGCUCCCGAUCAUCCUCGUCACGAUCUGUUCCGACCGCAGCCAUCUCGCCCGCCUCACCCGCCCGGAAGCGCACUCAGGGUGUUAUCGAUACUACCACAGCCAGCUGGAGUCCGGAACGGAAGGCAGCGGCGGCGGCCAAGAAGGCGAAGACGAAGGGAAGUGGACAGGAGGCGAGGAAGAGUCUGAGGGAGAGGCUGAAGGUGUAUAGUCAGGCGGAGGUGGUUGUUGUGGAUGAUGAAGAGGAGGAAAUGGAGGAGGAAGAGGGGAUGGACGAAGGGUCAGGAAACGGGGAUGAAGACGGGAGUGGGGUAGAAGCGGUACUGGCCGUGGCGGAGCUGGCGGAGCUGGCGGAUACGGACACUGAAUCGAUGGACGGCGUCGGGGAGGCGGACAAUGAAGGGGCCGAGGACGGAGAGGACGCGGAAGAGGGAGAAGAAGAGAUGGAUCUCGACCAGGGAGGUGAUGAGGGGGAGGGAUCGCCAACGGACACGCCUGAGGAUUCUGGCGAUUUCGAAAUCGAUGAGAAGAUGGCAGCCCCACCGCCUCCAGCUGCAGUCGGCAGAUCGAAUCGCCGUCGAGUGGCGUCCUCAUCACCAGCUCCAUCACCCAUAAAGACCCGUACGCCGUCCAGCGGUGCUGCCAAUGGUACCGCCUCCGCCCGAGAUCUUCAGGAAUACCGCUCCGAGAUCCCCUCGUCCACCACCUCUGGCGAAAUCACCCUAUCCUUUUCCCUCCUACGACUGCAAGCCCGCUACGCCCGCCGAGCCCGCAUCCGGUCCAGCGAUGCGUCCGCAACCCCUUCCGCAUACCCCAAACUCGAACGAUCAGGCGUCACGGCCGACGCGGGCAUUUCGAACCGGGAUGCCCAAACUGCCGAAGCGGCCCUGUCGCGGGUCAUCUCCAAGCCUGAUUUCGGGCUCAUGGAGGUUAUAGGCCAGUUCAACAAGGGGUUCAUCAUUGCCCGUCUGGCCAAGGAGGGGGGACCGGACGAUCUGCUUAUCGUCGACCAACACGCGUCGGACGAGAAGUUCAACUUUGAGACAUUGCAGCGGACAACGCAGAUCAAGGGGCAGUCGCUGAUCAAGCCGAAACCGUUAGAUUUGACAGCCGCGGAUGAGUUGACAGCCAUUGAGAAUCUGCCGGUCUUGCGCGCGAACGGGUUCGAGGUGGAUGUGGAUGAAGAGAAGCCGCCGGGGAGAGGGGAAAGGAUCAAGCUGGUAGCUAUGCCAGUGAGCAAGGAUACGGUGUUUGACUUCAAGGAUCUGGAACAGCUACUUCACCUCCUCUCGGACUCGUCUCACGCAACAGGACAGAUGGUGCGGUGUACAAAAGCGAGGAGCAUGUUUGCGAUGCGGGCGUGUAGGAAGAGCGUGAUGAUUGGGAAGAGUCUGACCAAGGGGCAAAUGACGCAGCUGGUGCGGAAUAUGGGUACUAUCGAUCAGCCAUGGAACUGUCCGCAUGGCCGUCCGACGAUGCGCCAUCUGACCAAGAUUGAGGCAAAGCCAGAAACAGGACGACGGCGGAUAGACUGGGCGAGCUGGGCGGCCUGA
Molecule: messenger RNA, 2895 nt
Organism: Dioszegia hungarica
Lineage: Eukaryota; Fungi; Basidiomycota; Tremellomycetes; Tremellales; Bulleribasidiaceae
Exons: 13
Coding region: 1-2895 (964 amino acids)
Biological process (GO): mismatch repair
Cellular component (GO): MutLalpha complex
Molecular function (GO): ATP-dependent DNA damage sensor activity; ATP hydrolysis activity; mismatched DNA binding
Source: RefSeq, a predicted model, not a curated record